Molecule: messenger RNA, 5547 nt
Organism: Bactrocera dorsalis (oriental fruit fly)
Lineage: Eukaryota; Metazoa; Arthropoda; Insecta; Diptera; Tephritidae
Product: proto-oncogene tyrosine-protein kinase receptor Ret
Exons: 10
Coding region: 1250-5095 (1281 amino acids)
Biological process (GO): homophilic cell-cell adhesion; protein phosphorylation; cell surface receptor protein tyrosine kinase signaling pathway
Cellular component (GO): signaling receptor complex; axon; plasma membrane
Molecular function (GO): transmembrane receptor protein tyrosine kinase activity; calcium ion binding; ATP binding
Source: RefSeq, a predicted model, not a curated record
AACGUUGGCGUUGGCGACGAAAUACACGCAGAGCAGCAACAAUGCCGGCAACGACACACCGCUGCCAGACAGAUACUGGAGCGAUGCGAUGACGUGACGCGCUUCGCAGCAGCAGCAGCAGUAGUAAAGAUAGUGCGAGGGUGGUUGAUAGCCCAACCACCGGCUGCUGACAGCCACGCACGGCACGAGUCGCAUUGUUUGACUCUCGCUGCUAUUAGCUAGUUGUGACGUCGCCUACAACAUAGCGCUGAGUCGCAAAAGACAGACAUUGGAGCAAGCGGCGUGGUUUAGUUGAGCGAAAUAUACCACAAAAUGUUGGCUGAGCGGUGGCAACAUCAUUUCGCUACGAACAGCGCUAGUGCACGGAAGUGAACGCGAAUAAAUACGGAUGCAUGAAUUCGGUUACGAUUAUAACGGACUGACUGACAUUGCGGAUACGCGUUAAGUGAGAAUUUGGUGAAAUUAACUAUUAUUGAAUAAUUGUUGAAAUGUAAAUAGCUUGUUGUGUGGGGUGUAAGCUUCACUAUGUAAGCAAACAAAAAAUUACCAUGUACUACAAGCCCAGCCAAGAAUGUACAUGACCUUCUGGAAUCUUUGCAAUGCUUUGAAUGAAUUUUGACAAUUGAGAAAAGAAUUGAGGAAGUGUUAAGUGAGCGAGUGAAUAAUAAUAACAGAAUAUUGGAGAGCAAUUUGAAAGACAAUGAAAACUAAUAGAAAGCAAACAACAACAAAAAAUUUGUAAAAUAUCAUACAAGAAUAUAUAUGUAAGUACAAUCGGAUUCGGUUUGUAUGCAUAAGACAUGUUCAAUUGUAAUUGGAAUGCAAACAAAUUAACAAGCGACACCCACAAGUACAGCAAGUGCAAAUAAUAAUAAAAACAACAACACUAAAUAACUACAUGAGAGCAAUAAUGUGCGGCAUUUAAAAACCAAUAAGUCAGUUAAGAAAACAUAAUAAAUAAAUACAAAUAAACAAAACAAUCAACAAGCAAACAUUAUUAACAAUAACAAUUACACCAACUACACAUUCUUCUUAUGUGACAUGUGCAGAUAUCUGGAAGUAGCGGUGUAAAGCACUAUUCUAUGCUCUGAACGCACAGUGCGGCAUAGUUGACAAAAGUGACUGUGACAACAAGUGAUAAGCAAAGAACGGAAAGAGCAAAACAACACAGCGGAAAACAUACCUUCAGCUACCCUGCAGCGCUGCGGGAAACUCAGUUCAUUCAAACAUACAAUCACAAACGUCCAACAUGCCAGUUUCCGUGAAUUACCGUUGCAGAUUAUGCACCGACAGUCUAAUUGCGGUUAUUCUUGCUCUGCGGCUGCUGCUCUUCCUGACUCGUGUCGGUCAUAGCACCUGUCAUGACCCUGUCGUCUACUUUCCCAUGUCUGCAGUAAAACUAAAUCUGCCAUUUAACGAAAAGUCACAGAGUAUAUUUUCCAAAAUACCGAUUGGACGCUUUCAAAUAUUACCCGUUGGUAAGGACAAUGAGUACCGAACUGAAGAAUAUCUCUACACUUUGGAUAACAACGAACUGUUGCAUGUGAACGGCAGCACCGGAGAGGUCUUCAUGAAGAACGAUUAUCAAACCACACAGAAGAAGACGAAAAUGAUCUUAACCGCCAUACCGCGGAAUGAGCACAAUGCGGCGCUAGAUAAAAUACCGCAAAUGACACUAGAAGUGACGCCACAGCCGGAAGCUGAGUAUUGCGCGAAUUUGGAGAAUGUAUGCUUUUGGGAUGCAGCGCAGUACACAAUAGUGGAAGACGCCACUGCUGAGGAGUCGAAGCACAUGAGCGCCUUCGAACCUUUACGUGUGGGUACAUUAAAUCCACGUGCCACACGCUAUCUCUGCCCCACGAUGGAUGUGAAAUACACGCUAACGAGUGGUGAUAAAUAUUUCACAUUAAAAAAUAAUGAAAUCUAUACUAAAGUACCGUUGGAUUAUGAGUACUUCAAUACAACUGAAAUGAAAAAUUUCGCAGUGAGCGUCGCUUGCACGAUUAAAAUGAGCGACGAUAAAACGUUGGUGUUCAAUAGGACGCUGCAUGUGGCGCUUUUGGAUCGCAAUGACAACGGACCGGAGUUACAAAAUGAGGGCGUCUACAAUUUCUUGUUGGAUAAUCCACAUUUCAAACAGGGCGAUACAAUUGGCAAUAAGAUUAUCUUCACGGAUAGAGAUUCGCUCAGAGCGAACGCGUAUUUAACUUAUCAUAUUUUCAAUGACACCAGCGAAUUGGUGCGUCCCGAUUGCACCGCCUACGAAGCUGAUCAUACCGGCAAAAUAAAGUCCAUCUUCAGUUGUCAGAUUCUAUUUGCGCGCAACGGCAUUUUGAGCCAGACAUCAUAUUGCUUCAGUUUGGUUGCAAGCGAUCACACCGUCAAUGCUAAUACUAUAAAAACAGCAAAAGCGAACAUAUGCCUAAGCUCCGACCCAAGUAAGAUACACGAGGCUGAUCGACCGCGUGUUUUGGAGUUGCGCCAACAACGUGGCAUGAGCCGACGUCUAACCAACGUAGCUGAUUCGAUAUUGGAAAACGAUAAUAAAGGCUUCUUAGCACCAAGCAUUUUGAGCACCUAUCCAAAGGAUGUUUUUCUACAUCGUACAGCUAUGUCUUAUAGUCGUGUGGCACAGCCAGAGAACUAUCAGAGUUUAAUGGAAAUGUCAGAGGUGCGCUUCACGAUCGCCGAGGAUCGUAGUGGCGCUUUCGGCAUAACGACGUCGGCGGGCAUCAUUUAUGUGAAAGAUACAGCGGCUUUGGAGAAAUCACUGGAAACGGUUUACUUCCUCAACAUCACUUGGCACGACAGCUAUCAACGUUCGUUCGUCGUCAAUGUGCAUCUCGUCGACGGCCAGGCCAACAAUGCCACCUGCGAGCAUAAGAUCAAAUCGCGCAGUCAAACUUGCGCACAAAUUAAAUACCAAAAACAAUGUACGAAAUUUUGCGGACUCGGCACAAGUGGCGGCGCGUGUGUGUGGCGCGGUUCCAACGCGGGUUUCUUCGGACGCAAUUAUGCUUCCUGCGUGCCCGAUGCUACGUACUGUACGGAUAAUGUUUGCGAUCCAUUGGAAGAACUGAAUGCAUUCAUUUGUCCACAAGACUGCGUGGGAGCUGGCAAAAUUAUGGGUCCACACACAUCCAAUCCAAAUAAACGCGGCAUCUACUCGGCUUCCGGCACCUGCACCUGCGAGGACAAUGGCAAGUGUAUGUGUGCGCCACUCGACGACGAAGAGCCGCGUCCGAAGCGCAAACGGAAGAAUGACACAAAGUCGUUGGAUGUCAAUAAAUUGACGAAGUUCGGUGGUACGGAUAUCACACAGUCAGCACAAAAUAAUCUGAAUAAUGGUGUCAUUGAACAUGAUGCUAUGAGCAUACAUGUGGCCGGCUUUACUUGCGGCCGAUCAUGCAUACUACUGGCCAUCACAUGUCCAAUUCUACUGAUCGUAUUGUUGAUCUGUUUAAUUGCAACACAACGCAAUCUUAUAAGACGUACUCGUGGUAAAGAGGCGCUGUCGCAAAAAUCAUCAGCGAACGGUGAUUGUGAUGUACGUAACGGCGACGUGCCAUUAAUGCAGUUGGAGAGCGGUUUGGCUAAAUUCGAUACGGUCGACUCAAAAUGGGAGUUCGAUCGUGCAAAGCUUCAGCUCGAUGUGGUGCUCGGUGAGGGUGAGUUCGGCAAAGUGAUGAAAGCUUAUGCAUCCAAUAUUGCCGAUAUACCCGGUGUAACGACGGUGGCCGUUAAGAUGUUGAAGAGUGGCGCCAAUUCGGUCGAGUAUAUGGCUUUGCUAUCGGAAUUUCAAUUGCUACAGGAGGUCUCACAUCCGAAUGUGAUUAAGUUGCUCGGCGCAUGCACAAAAGGCGAUGCACCAAUGAUUAUUAUUGAGUAUGCGAAAUAUGGUUCAUUGCGCAGUUAUUUACGUUUGAGUCGGAAGAUCGAAUGUUCGGGUGUUGAUUUCACGGACGGUGUGGAGCCGAUAACUGUGAAGAAUAUUUUAUCAUUUGCAUGGCAGAUAUGCAAGGGUAUGGCGUACUUGACGGAGAUAAAGCUAGUACAUCGUGAUUUAGCGGCGCGCAAUGUCUUACUGGCCGACGGCAAAAUCUGCAAGGUAUCAGAUUUCGGCUUGACACGUGAUGUCUAUGAGGACGAUGCGUAUUUGAAGCGUUCACGUGACCGGGUGCCCGUGAAGUGGAUGGCGCCCGAAUCAUUGGCCGACCAUGUCUACACCACCAAAUCCGAUGUGUGGGCUUUUGGUGUGCUUUGCUGGGAGUUAAUUACGCUAGGCGCAUCACCAUAUCCCGGCAUACCGCCACAGAAUCUCUAUCAUUUAUUGAAAACCGGCUAUCGCAUGGAGAAACCCGAAAAUUGUUCGGAAGAAAUCUACUCCAUUGUGCGUACAUGUUGGAUCGACGAUCCGAACGCACGUCCAUCCUUCAAGUAUCUCGCUUCGCAAUUCGAAAAGUUACUCGGCAAUAAUGCCAAAUUUAUCGAAAUGGAGUCGAGCGCCAUUUCAAAUCCCAUGUAUUGCAUAGAUGAGGCCAAACUAAUUGGCGCAUCGCAACCGGACUUAACUGCAUGCCUCGAACAACAGCUGGGUGAGCCCGACCCGUUGGAUCAUCUCUGGCAAUCACCGAAAAUUUGCUAUGAUACACAAGAAUGUCCGAGCAGUCGGGAAUUCUCUACAAAUUUCAGCAUGGAAUUUCAACAGACACCACCACCGCCCGGCUAUGAUGUGCCACGUCCACUUAUCGAGACGGCUACCACGGAGCAAACGUUACGUUAUGAAAAUGAUUUGCGUUUUCCAUUAAAUAUACGUAAGUCCGUAUGUAACGGCAGUAUUACGUCGAAUAGUCAAAAUGGCAGCAAAGCUGGUGGUGGUUAUGGUGUUGGUGCCGAAGCAGAUGGCAGCGACGGCGUGGCGGCACAUUAUUCGAUGCCAGUGAAACGUGGACGCUCCUAUGUGGAUAUGACCAACAAGACAUUCAUACCCGAUAACUUGGAUGGUGAUGAAUUUGAGAAACAUCUUUCGAAAACAAUCUCAUUUCGAUUUUCUAGUCAACUGAAUUUGAAGGAGCAAGAUUUAGGCGCUGUUUAGGGUUGUAUGAGAUAACCAUAUAUAAGGCUGGCUGGUUGCAUAGGCAAUUUUUAUUUAUAAAGUUGUUUACUUAUAGUAUUUUAUAAUGUAUUUGUAUAUGUGUAUGUAAAGUAAAUUGUUGAUUAGUUUUAGUUCAUGAAUUUAUAAAAUUAGUUAAAUUAUUUGUGUUUAAGGAAUUUUGAGGUUAGUGGAGAGGCUAAUUUUUAUAUGAAAUCUCGAUGUAUAAAUGUUUGUAAGUGUGUGUGUGUGUAUCUAUAACGCAUUUGAAUUAAGUUUGGCUGGAUUAAUUGCCAAAAAUCUACUCUGGUAGUAAAAUUUAAAGAUUUUUUAUUUUAAGUUUUGGCAUUUACGUUUUAAAAGAAUUAAUCGUGAUUAAUUACAAUAAAAAAAUAAUCGUAAUUAUUAUUUUUUCAAUUUUUUAAAGUAAAGCUUCAUUUUAAAUUAAUAAAAUU